Molecule: messenger RNA, 1877 nt
Organism: Paramisgurnus dabryanus
Lineage: Eukaryota; Metazoa; Chordata; Actinopteri; Cypriniformes; Cobitidae
Source: RefSeq, a predicted model, not a curated record
GCCAGAGGGCGUGGUUACGAUACGGUUAUAAAACUCCGCUGUUUUAUGAGAGAAACAUUUCGUUAAUAGCACAAUUCGUAAUUAUAAAUAACGUAAAUCAAAUAAUAUUGCAAAUAACAAUUAUAUUGUUUACACAGAGAUCAUUUUAAAUCAAGAAAUACUUCUGCAUUUGGUGAACUUUCUACAGUUCCAGGUAAGUCUAGAUGUUUACAAUGGGAGGUCACAACAUUCCCCGUAUAACACUCAUAAUUCUAUCUGUUGUCGCCUUCAUUAUAUGUGUUAUAUUCAACGCACUUGCUGGACCAGGGAUUGGUGCUUUUAAGAACACGACCAGUGCUAUAUCAAAUAAGUACGAUACAGAAAUCACACCAUCGGGAUGGACCUUCUCGAUCUGGGGUGUCAUCUACACCUGGCUGUCCCUCAUGCAUAUUUACAUCCUUUCUACUACCUGUAGGAGGACAGCGUAUGGUCCGAUGUACUGCAGUCCUGCUGUGUUGCCAUAUGGAUUCUAUAUCAUCUGGAUUUUGAACAUGCUGCUUAAUAUAAUUUGGCUCUUUCUGUGGGAUAGAGAGGUGAUGAUUGCUGCAUUUAUUGUCCUGGCCUUGAUCGCCUUUACAAACUACUUGAUGAUAUUCAUCUCUUCUCAUAGUCUCAAAAACUAUGGAGCUUGGUUAAACAAAUAUCACAAAGUAGACCUAUGGUGCAUUCGAAUACUGGUUCAGAAUGGGAUUGCAACAUACGCAACAUGGACAACUAUUGCAACGCUGCUUAACUUUACAAUUGUGCUAAGUUAUAAUGCUGGAAUGAACAAAUCAGAUGCAGCAACAGUAUCUCUCUCAAUACUUCUGGGUGAAGCUGUUGGUUGGUUUAUUGUUGAGAACUUUAUCUUUGAGAAGCAUCUACGAUACAUCCUGACAAUUUAUCCUGUUGUCAUUGUUGCUCUGAGUGGAAACUUGACAAAGAAUUUUAAUGCUGCGGAUCCAAGCCGCAAUGGCAUUUUCAUAGCUGUCCUAUUGGGGUUGGCCUGUGCACUGUUUGCGAUCAGACUGUUACUGGUAAUAUGGAGGCACAUCAAACACCCUCUUUACAGAGGCAUGUAUGCAGAGGAGGUCAUGUCACCAAUGGAGAUUGCAGAAAAGCAAAUGAAGAUUUUAAAAUAAAUUAAAUGUUCAUGUAUUUUCACAUUUUAAACAUCCUAAUGAUGUGUUUAUAUCAGUGCUAUUUAUUUUAAUUCUUCAAAUGCAUGUGUACUCUAAAAAGAACGAAUAAUUUUGGGUUGUAAUUUAACGCAUGCUUGGUUGUUUUUUGACCUAUUGUUGGGUCAAUAUAAACAUUUAAUUUAACUUAACAGCUGGGUUGUUAAAUUGAAAACAACCUAGCAUUUUUUAGAAUGUAUAUUGAUUAUAUUUUAUACUUGAUUAAAAAAAUUAGAUUUGAAAAUGAUUUUAAACAGUCAUGAUUUGUACUGUAUAUUAUUCUGUACUUUUUUUUACCUUUCCAAACAAUAAAAUAAGGUCAAAGUUUCAAGAUGGUUCAAGUUAUGAAAAAGUCCCACUGAGAUCCCUUAUGCAUGGCUUUUUCCAUGUGUAGAAGUUAGGGUUGGACAUUUUGAAUGCCUCCUCCUUAAAAAUUUUGUUUAGUUUACUUCACAACUUGAAAUCUUUAUUCUUUAUACAAUGUCAUUGGAACAAGAAGUAUUAGAGAGUUAUUUUAUGAACAUUAGCUGUCAGAAUUUUUUUUUAAGGCAGUACAUGGUUUUGGUGUUUUGUUUUAAGUUUGUUUCAGAGGGUUUUUGCAUAAUUCAAAGUUAUUUAUAAAACAUGAAAUAUAAGAAAUCUGAUGAGAAGCUGAAGUGAGAAUGAGAAAAUGACAACAUA